This is a messenger RNA of Geodia barretti, 930 nucleotides long. The record is from the annotation of a GenBank genome assembly. NCBI's taxonomy places the organism in Eukaryota, Metazoa, Porifera, Demospongiae, Tetractinellida, Geodiidae.
AUGCGGCCUUUCCGGAGGUCGAAGCCUCUUCCGUCCGUUUUCUUUCGAGGGAAACAGAAAGUUAGCACGCUUGCUGACUAGAUGGCCUACCUGGUAGCGAGACUGUUCGGUUCCUACUACCUCUCCAAGCAGCGUCACGACUCAAAGGUGCUGCAUUACUACCGAAGACCGACGUGGCGAUCUCUCCUUCUCUUCCUCACGUUUGUGGUCCUUUCUCAUGUCAUCGCCAAAAAAGCCCCUCAUCCUUAUCUUUCUGCUGCUUGCUACAUACUGGCUGCCUAUUUCAGCUACCUUGUCACGGAGAAAUAUGAGGAAGUAAUAUUUGACAAGGAGAAGAGGAAAGUGUCCAUGAUGAGCAGCAGGUUCUUUGAGAAACAUCUCUUGGGCUACAGGAGAAUCAAUGUGGUGGAGUUGGAGGAGGUGAUGGGAGUGAAGGUGGAGAAACAAAAGAUAAUGGGGAGCCGGGGGUUCAUGGUGAGUCUGGUGCUGGAUGGCAUCACUAUUUCACUGACAGCUCAGUGUACAUUUGGAGAAAGAAGUGAGCACGACUCAAUAGUGAAGGAGAUUCGGCAGUUUUUGGAUCUCCCGACAGCUGCAGAGCAGGACAAGGCCACCACCAGAGUCCUGACCCAGACUGGUGGCAGGAACAUCAAGAAACGGAGAAACAACUAGUUCCCACCACCACCACCACCAUCGGUUGAAUAUAGCCCUCACCCAAUCAUUUCUCAUUCUCGGACACCCACUCCUUUUCUGGCGCUAACAUUAGAAACUCACACGCAAUACACAGGCGAGUUUGAUAAUGAACAACGUUACAACGACAUACGGCUCACAAGUGACAACGCUAAUAGAGUUUAGCAUCACUGAGGUACUCUUCCUGCGUGUGAGUGUAGGGCAUGAACCCUGGGAUACACAGACACAUUGCGCUCAAUA